UCCCCCCGCGCUGCCCCGCCCGCCCCUCGCGCUGCUCCUUCCUCUCUUCGUCUCUCUCUCCCUCCCUCCCACCGCGCCGUGCUGCGCUGCGCUCCGGGCAGGUGGAGCGGGGCUCGGGGCGCGGGGCAGCACAGCCGCCUCUCUCUCUCCUCGGCCGGGCCCUGCGCUGAGCUUGGCGUGCCCAUGGCCGGCUCCGAGCAGCAGCGGCCGCGGCGGCGGGACGAGGAGGACUCGGCGGCGGCGGCGGCGGCGCCCCUGCAGGACGCGGAGCUGGCCCUGGCCGGCAUCAACAUGCUGCUCAACAACGGCUUCAGGGAGUCAGACCAGCUUUUCAAACAAUACAGAAAUCAUAGCCCAUUAAUGAGCUUUGGAGCCAGCUUUGUCAGUUUUUUGAAUGCCAUGAUGACAUUUGAAGAGGAAAAAAUGCAGCUGGCAUGUGAUGACUUGAAAACUACAGAAAAGUUGUGUGAGAGUGAAGAGGCAGGAGUAAUUGAAACAAUCAAGAAUAAAAUAAAAAAGAAUGUGGAUGUCCGAAAAUCUGCCCCUUCUAUGGUUGAUCGGCUUCAGAGGCAGAUAAUUAUUGCUGACUGUCAAGUUUAUCUGGCUGUACUUGCAUUUGUAAAGCAAGAAUUGUCAGCAUAUAUAAAAGGUGGGUGGAUCCUUAGGAAAGCCUGGAAGAUUUACAAUAAAUGCUAUCUGGACAUCAAUGCCCUCCAGGAGCUGCAUCAGAAGAAGCUCACUGAAGAGCCUUUGACUUCUGACGCUGCAAAUGAUAAUCACAUUGUGACUGAAGGGGUGUCUGAGGAGUCUCUAAACAGACUGAAAGGUGCUGUUAGCUUUGGCUAUGGCCUUUUUCACCUUUGCAUAUCCAUGGUGCCCCCAAACCUGCUCAAAAUCAUCAACCUGCUGGGUUUUCCUGGAGACCGCCUACAGGGGCUUUCUUCACUGAUGUAUGCGAGCGAAAGUAAGGACAUGAAGGCCCCUUUGGCUACAUUAGCUCUGCUCUGGUAUCAUACUGUGGUCCGCCCGUUUUUUGCUUUGGAUGGCAGUGAUAACAAAGCAGGACUGGAUGAAGCAAAGGAGAUUCUUCUCAAAAAAGAAGCUGCUUAUCCAAAUUCUUCCCUCUUUAUGUUUUUCAAAGGACGCGUACAACGAUUAGAGUGUCAAAUCAACAGUGCCUUGACUUCCUUCCAUACUGCUUUGGAACUUGCCAUAGAUCAGAGAGAAAUCCAGCACGUCUGUCUGUAUGAAAUUGGUUGGUGUAGCAUGAUAGAAUUGAAUUUCAAGGAUGCAUUUGAUUCCUUUGAAAGACUGAAAAACGAAUCCAGGUGGUCUCAGUGCUACUAUGCCUAUCUGACCGCAGUUUGUCAGGGAGCUACUGGUGAUGUAGAUGGGGCACAGAUUGUCUUUAAAGAAGUUCAGAAACUCUUCAAAAGGAAGAACAAUCAGAUUGAGCAGUUCUCAGUGAAAAAGGCAGAGAGAUUUCGAAAACAAACCCCAACCAAAGUGCUUUGUGUGCUGGCGUCUAUCGAAGUGCUAUACUUGUGGAAAGCUCUUCCAAACUGCUCCUUCCCCAACCUUCAGAGGAUGAGUCAAGCUUGCCAUCAAGUGGAUGAUUCAUCUGUCGUUGGAUUAAAGUAUUUGCUUCUUGGUGCCAUACACAAAUGUCUGGGGAACUCAGAAGAUGCUGUUCAGUUCUUUCAGCGAGCUGUUAAAGAUGAGCUGUGUCGCCAGAAUAACUUGUAUGUGCAGCCAUAUGCUUGCUAUGAACUUGGCUGUCUUCUGUUAGACAAACCAGAGACUGUAGCAAGAGGCAGAACUCUACUUCUUCAAGCAAAGGAGGACUUCUCUGGCUACGACUUUGAAAACAGAUUGCAUGUCCGCAUCCAUGCUGCUCUGGCCUCUCUGAGGGAAUUGGUUCCUCAGUGACAGACCUGGACUUCCCACCCUGUCCCUCCCCACCUGGGUUCUGCACUUUAAAAUAAAAGCAGAGGACACAAUUCUUAAUGAAGAUCGGCUUUCCUUCUGAAAACCACCUGUGCCCGGGACACAUUUUCCCCAGCUAGCUAACAUAUUAAAGAUCCCCUCUUUUAAAGAUACAGAGUAAUAAUGAUAAUAGUAACAUAAACUAGCCACUGGGGGAGAGGGCUAAGUGACGUUGUUCAAACGUUUUAGUUUUGUGAUUUAUUAUUCUUAAAAAUAAACUCAAGCUAAAUACUUAACCCUGUGACAUCAUAGGCACGCCUAUCUUAAGCACAUGGGUAAUAUGAAUAAGGUACUUGCAAAAUGAUGCAAGACUUUAGCAUUUAUAUUGUCUUUUUUUGGGAGGGGGUUCUUUCUAAUGUUUUGCUUGACCCUCAAGUUAUCCCUGGGAAUAAUGUAGCACAAAAGCUCUUACCCACCUUUUUCAGAUAGUGAAACUCAGGCAUGAGGAGGCUAAUUUUAAUUAAUGUUUCCAAUUACACUCCCCUUUUAUUCGUGGAACAGUGAGUAAAAUGCAGCUCUCCUGACCACAAACUGAAUAUUGUUUUAUUAUAAAAAUAAAUUAAUCAUUUAAAAUGUCAUGUUUCCCUAAUUAAAAAGCAGUGCUCUUUAGCUGAAAUUAUGUCAUCAAAAAUGUUUAUCUCCAGAUUAUCUACAAAAUGUUUCAAGGGAAUGAACACUUUUUUCCUUAGAAAGCCAAGUAAGUGCAAGUAAAUAGAAGAUAGUUUUAUAACUAAAAGCUUAACUAUUUUUGCUUAUUGAUCAAAAAGGCUAGCCUAUAAAUUAGAUAAAUAACUUUUAUUUUAAUAGUUUCUUUCUCAUCCAUUGUAUAUCAGUGUUUGAAAACUUUUUAAUGAGUUACUUGAAAAAAUUAUCCUUGAAUGAAUAUAGUGAUUUCUUUUUUGUUUUUGUCUCAGGAUAUUUUAUGGUGAAAGAUUUCCUGGACAAUUUAUUGCCAGACUUUCAUCAGUUUCCCAUUAGCUCACAUUAUUUGCUAUUAUGAAAGGAGUUUAAGUUAUUUUUAAUCCUUAACUGCUAAUUUUACUGUCAUAUAUUUCUUUGCCCAGUACUGCAUACCUGCAGUUUUAAAGAGCCUAAAUACCUCAGUCACUUUUACGAAUUCCUGACAUACUUGUGUGACUAACUUGAUUCAAUUUUAUGGUUAGAUUUUUUAAAAAUUUAUAUGGAACUGAACAUUGUCAUUUUAGGAUGUCAUAUAUUCUUUCAACAGAAGCAUGAACUCAUGGUAAUACAUCAUUUUUUAAUUUUUAUUUUUGAUGUUGCCUUGGCCUCACACACAUGUGAUAUCAACAUUCCGGGCCAAUUUUUUCACUGAGAUAAAGACAGAACAAGAGAGAUACCACAGCACCAGAAUUUUCCCCAGUGCCACAAUAGCACAACCCAUGUAGUGGGGUGUGGAGCUGGAACCUACCUGAGCCACUUAAGUGACAGAUAUGCACCCACCCUGGUAAGCUAUUUCUCCAGCCAUUUUGUUGUCCUUCUUUAUCAUGUCUUAAAGUCACCCAUUAAUAUCUUUCCAGAAUACCACACGGGAGAGCAGGUGGAAUGUUGGCAGGUUUAAUCUCCUUAAUCUGGUUUAAUCUUACUUCCUGGUUUAAAUUUUGUGUGGAUUUUAGAUACUAGCCAAAGAGAAGAGAUUGCUAUGUUGCAUUCAGUGAAUGAGUCGACCCAGAAACCAUGUAAGUGCUUUCUGGAGAGAAAAACUAAUGUCUGGAAAUAUUGGCUACCUAAUCUCAUCAGAACUGAAAGAAAGAACAUGAUCCAUCUUGAAAAUAUGUUCCUUGCCACUUCCUAGUUACAGUGUAUGCAGCAAUGUCAGUUAUGAUUGUGACACAUUCUAAUUCUUCAGAGUUCAUACAUAGUUGAAAUUUCAGUUAAAUAUCGUUUGAGCUUUUACAUAGUACUCAAAGAUUACAUAAAGCCCUGUGGUUUGAAGUUUAAAAGCAUUUCUACGUUAAGUGUUCUAAUAGCUUAUUUCUCCAGAGAGAGUCUGAUAUUUUCAGUUAUGUUUGUGUUCGGAGCUCACUACAUGAAUAGGUAACUGUAGUCAGUCUAGUAGGUUUUCUUUAGUAGUCAGAUGUCUAUAAACUCUCUCUCUCUCUCUCCUAGGUUCAGUAUGUAUAUCCUCCUGGUGUUAAUGUGGUGAUUCCCUUGAAGAAAGGGAAUAGAUAAUGAUUCUAAUGAUCCUGAAAUAUCAAAGCCACCAUGUUGUACCAUUAGUUUAACUAAAACCUUGUAUCCAUUUUGAGUUGAGUGACUCAUAACAUACAUGGCCCAUGUGCUGUAACUAUCCAACCUGUGAGCUACUGUAUUCUGCCUGGAAACUUAGUUUGGUGUAAAUUGCUUUUAUUCCUUGCUGAUGAAGAAAAUAAUCAUAUAAGCAUA
This is a messenger RNA of Erinaceus europaeus (western European hedgehog), 4389 nucleotides long. It is a transcript of the gene TTC39C, whose product is annotated as tetratricopeptide repeat domain 39C. Bases 184 to 1929 code for a protein of 581 amino acids. The transcript has 14 exons. NCBI's taxonomy places the organism in Eukaryota, Metazoa, Chordata, Mammalia, Eulipotyphla, Erinaceidae. Gene Ontology annotation, biological process: otolith morphogenesis; cilium assembly. Gene Ontology annotation, molecular function: protein binding. The record is from RefSeq and is a predicted model, not a curated record.